AUUUGCACAAGAUCGUUCAGCGAUAGCAAAGGCAGAAAAUAAAUUACGGUAUGCAUCAGGUAAUUUCUAUAUUAAUGAUAAGGCUACAGGUGCUAUAGUGGGUCAACAACCUUUUGGUGGUGCUCGUGGAUCUGGAACAAAUGAUAAAGCUGGAAGUCUCACUUUG
Messenger RNA from Entrophospora candida, 166 nucleotides. The record is from the annotation of a GenBank genome assembly. NCBI's taxonomy places the organism in Eukaryota, Fungi, Glomeromycota, Glomeromycetes, Entrophosporales, Entrophosporaceae.